AUGAGGCAGGCGAAAGUCAACCCAUCCGAUGCCGAUCAAGUGUUGACAUCAAUUCGGCCUUGCAACACGACUCCACCAUCCAAGGAAGGCAGUCCAAUCAAAGGGCAGGGUAUUCUGUGUGCCAUAAAGAAAAGUCCUUCAAGGGAAUUGCCGAAUGGCCAACUCUGUCGUGAUUUGGAAUCGCACAAGAAAUAUAACGGGGACACUGUUAUCCCGGUUAGAAAAGCGGCAUCUGCG
Molecule: messenger RNA, 237 nt
Organism: Opisthorchis viverrini
Lineage: Eukaryota; Metazoa; Platyhelminthes; Trematoda; Opisthorchiida; Opisthorchiidae
Exons: 1
Source: RefSeq, a predicted model, not a curated record